Amphiprion ocellaris (clown anemonefish) is the source of this 4077-nucleotide messenger RNA. It is a transcript of the gene morc2, whose product is annotated as MORC family CW-type zinc finger 2. Lineage: Eukaryota; Metazoa; Chordata; Actinopteri; Pomacentridae. The record is from RefSeq and is a predicted model, not a curated record. The transcript is spliced from 28 exons. The coding region runs from base 220 to 3360 and encodes 1046 amino acids. Gene Ontology annotation, molecular function: zinc ion binding. Gene Ontology annotation, cellular component: nucleus.
GGUUUCUUUGCGGCCUGGAGGACUUUCAUAUCAGGGAGAAGAAAACGUAAUGUUGCAAAGUAUUUAUUCCUCCUUGAGCUAGUUGUUAUGAUUACGCGAAGCAACUGCAGAGUCCCCGUCAUAUGAGGAUGGUCAGCAAAGAUGAAAGCUCUAAACUAGAGCUCAGGAAGAAGACAAACAGGAUACCAGGAAAUACAUUGGAAUUAAUUGUGAGUGGCCAUGGCCUACUCCAGCUACAGUAAUCUGAGCAGGGCUCAGCUUACCUUUGAGUAUCUGCACACAAAUUCGACGACCCACGAGUUCUUAUUUGGAGCCUUGGCAGAGCUUGUGGACAAUUCAAGAGAUGCCAAUGCCACACGGAUAGACAUCUACACUGAAAAAAAGCCAGAGCUGCGGGGUGGCUAUAUGCUCUGUUUCCUGGAUGAUGGAAUUGGGAUGGACCCGAAUGAGGCAACCCAUGUGAUUCAGUUUGGAAAGUCAAGCAAACGAUCUCCUGAGUCCACUCAAAUUGGCCAGUAUGGAAAUGGACUGAAAUCGGGCUCUAUGCGUAUUGGGAAAGAUUUCAUCUUGUUCACAAAAAAGGGAAACGCACUGACAUGCCUUUUCUUAUCGAGGACUUUCCAUGAAGAGGAGGGACUCGAUGAGGUGAUAGUGCCGCUCCCCUCCUGGGAUCUGAGGACCAAGGAGCCGCUGACUUCUGAUCCUGAGAAAUAUGCCAUUGAGACAGAACUGAUCUUCAAAUACUCACCUUUUAAAAAUGAGCAGCAGCUGAUGGAGCAAUUCAACAAAAUAGAGAGCAGCAGUGGUACUCUUGUGAUCAUCUAUAACCUGAAGCUGAUGGACAGCAGAGAACCAGAGCUGGAUGUAGAAACAGAUCACCAGGAUAUUCUGAUGGCUGGGACUCCUGCAGAAGGAGUGAAGCCAGAGAGGAGGUCAUUCAGAGCAUACGCUGCUGUUUUGUACAUCGACCCACGCAUGAGGAUUUUUAUCCAGGGCCAUAAAGUCAGGACUAAGAGACUUUCCUGCUGUCUUUACAAGCCAAGGGUUUAUAAAUACUCAUCAACUCGUUUUAAAACUCGUGCUGAGCAGGAAGUCAAAAAAGCAGAUCACCUUGCAAAGAUUGCGGAGGAAAAGGCCAGAGAGGUGGAGAGUAAGUGCAUGGCUUUGGAGGCCAGAUUGGGAGAGGAUCUGUCAAAAGAUUCACGGGCUAUUCUAAGAAAGGUCCAGGAUUCAGCCAUGAUGUUACGAAGGGAUGCUGACAUGAAAAAAAGGAUACUCGAAGCCAAACAGAAAGCAUUAAAGGAGCCCAAGGAGUUGAAUUUUAUUUUUGGAAUGAAUAUUGAACAAAGGGACCUGGAUGGGAUGUUUGUGUACAAUUGCUCUCGUCUAAUCAAGAUGUAUGAGAAGACGGGUCCUCAGCUGGAGGGAGGCAUGGCAUGUGGUGGUGUGGUUGGAGUAGUGGAUGUCCCAUAUUUAGUUCUAGAGCCAACUCACAACAAACAGGACUUUGCAGAUGCUAAAGAGUAUCGACAUUUACUAAAAUCCAUGGGGGAAUAUUUAGCUCAGUACUGGAAGGAUAUCAACAUUGCUCAGAAAGGCAUAGUGAAGUUCUGGGAUGAGUUUGGAUAUCUGUCUGCCAGCUGGUCUGCACCUCCGUCAUCAGAGUUGAGAUACAAGAGACGCCGUGCCAUGGAGAUACCACUUACUAUUCAGUGUGAUAAAUGUUUAAAGUGGAGAACACUGCCUUUCCAGAUGGAUGCGGUGGACAAACGCUACCCAGACAGUUGGGUUUGUCUCAUGAACCCUGACAGCACCCAGGACAGGUGUGAUGCUCCAGAACAAAAACAGAAUUUGCCAUGUGGUGUUUUGAAGAAAGACAAGCUGACAGCUGAAGACAAACGGAAAGAGCUAGCAGACAAAAUCAAACAGCAGCAGGAGAAACUAGAGGCCUUGCAGAAAACCAGCACCAUCAAAUCUGCAGCAGAUGUGAAAAAGCUGCCACUGGAGGUCAGCAUGAAACCAACAGAGAGCUCCUCUCAGGCAACUAGGUCAUCUGAAAGGACCACAAUUCGCCCACGCUCCCCACCACUCCCAGCUCACCUUAAAAAUGCCUCGAGUGUCCCUCCAACUCGUACACCUUCUCAACGCCCCACCCGAACAUCUGCCCCCCCACCUCCACCCUCCAGGGUUGAACCAUCCAGGUCCAGAGCUGCAGCAAAGGCUGCUCCUGCUGCUGCAAAGCCCGCACCCAAAGUUACUGCCAAAACACCCCCACCGAGCCGCAACUCACGGGCAUCUACCAAAGCGUCACCUGCCAAACCAGUAGCUGCCGGACAGCGCAGGAGAAUAAUGGAGCAAGACGACAGUGAGGAGGAGGAAGAGGAAGAAGAAGAGGAGGAAGAGAGUGAGGAGGAUAGUGAGGAAGAACCACAGACAAAAAAAUCUAAGAUAACGGCAGCUGCCAGUAACCGUGGCAAAGUGGUGGAAAAGGCCCCACCUCCCAAACGUGCAAAGCUGGACGAGGUUAAAACUCACUCUCAGCCUGAGAGGAAAGGGGUUUCUGCGUCUGUUCGGCAGGCGCCAACCACACCAACCUCUGUUCCUAAAUCCAUUUCCACACAACAGCUUGGGGCUAAAGAAAAGGCAACCGAGAAAGCUUCACAGCAGGAGCCAGAGAGCGACCCAAAAAAUGCUCAAAAGGAUAAGGGUCUGCUGGUUGAAGUGCGUGUCAAUAAGGAGUGGUACACAGGCAAAGUCAUUGCUGUGGAGGCAAAUAAACAGAGCGUGCGCUGGAAAGUUAAAUUUGACUACGUGCCUCGAUCCACCCCUAAAGACCGAUGGGUGUUUAAGGGCAGCGAUGAAGUGCGGUUGAUGCGGCCACCAUCUCCAAUCUCUCAGACGCCUGACACUCAACAGGAGACCGAGAGGGGCCCGGCACCCAUGGAGCCAGACACUACCCAACCAGGAACCAGUCGAGAGGUGACUGACAGCCUGGUCACCAUGUUGAGGACAAUGCUGCGCUACUUCUUCCCUCCUGCUUUUCGGAUUCCAAAGGACGAUGUUAACAGCAUGACAGCUGAGGAGUUGGUGGCUUUUCCUUUGAAAGAGUAUUUCCAGCAGUAUGAAUCUGGUCUCCAGUCGUUGUGUAAUUCGUACCAGAGCAGAGCUGAUGCCAGGGCCAAAGCUGUAGAAGAGAAAAGCAACAGCACUGAAGUCAAACUGAAGGAGGCAGAUGAGAAACUACAGAAACUGCGAACAAACAUUGUAGCACUUCUGCAGAAAGUACAAGAGGACAUUGACAUAAACACAGAUGACGAACUUGAUGCCUACAUAGAAGACCUCCUUACCAAAGGUGAUUGAAGAAUACAGAAAAGAGAAAUAUCAGAGAAGAGGACAUGGACAUUAAGAGACUGGCAGUUCUCCUGGCCUGUUGUUUUGAUUUUAGUCCGUUUUAUAUACCUGCUUAUAUAUGUUAAUCUAUGUUUAAGACGUCUCUCCUCGACUGAGCUUUGGAUUAGUUUGUGUAGGUUUAAUACAAUGUAUUUCCUCUUUUAUAUAGUCAGCUAAUGUUGUGAUAAAUCUUAUUUGUUCUUCAUUUUGGUCCAUUGUCAGGUGGAAAGUGCACACACCAAGGAUCGGUCUGUGCUCUGUACUGCUCACUGUACCUAAACAGUAACUUUUAUUUUUGUACACUAAAAACACAUCAGUGUUACCCAUGAUGUUUCCCCAUCCUGGUCAGCAAACCAGGUUAGUCUUCUACGGUUGGGUGAUGUGUCACAUCUACAAAUAAGAACUACUUACUGGGUUUUAUCAGUAUGAAUAUCCCCUUACAUCCCUUCUGUGUUUAAGCUAUGACUGUUCUGUGUUUAUUUUUUGGAGGAAAACAAUUUCAGUUGAAUGCAAAAAAUGUGUGUUCAUAAUUAUUCAGUGCCUGCGUCUUUGUUUCAAACAGAUUUUUAACAUGUCAUUGAAAUGUUUUAUUAAUGCAUGCUUUCAGUCAUUUUGUUCUAACUAGAACAAAGGAUUCUGUAUUUUUGACAAACCUUUACUUAAAACAAUAAACCAGGUUCAGCAGAA